Messenger RNA from Syngnathus acus (greater pipefish), 6466 nucleotides. It is a transcript of the gene esrrb, whose product is annotated as estrogen-related receptor beta. The coding region runs from base 1255 to 2769 and encodes 504 amino acids. Lineage: Eukaryota; Metazoa; Chordata; Actinopteri; Syngnathiformes; Syngnathidae. Gene Ontology annotation, cellular component: nucleus. Gene Ontology annotation, molecular function: steroid binding; sequence-specific DNA binding; zinc ion binding. The record is from RefSeq and is a predicted model, not a curated record. Gene Ontology annotation, biological process: regulation of DNA-templated transcription. The transcript is spliced from 8 exons.
UUGGCUUAAAAUCUUUCUGAAGUGAACAUUUGAAAAUGUAGACACUCGCAGAGAAUCACAUAAAUUAAACAUUCCAUUUUGAUAAUGUCACUAACUGUUACAAGUAAUUUCAACACAUUUGUUUCAGUGGAACCUCAGGUUUUGAUUUGUUAAGUGAACCCGUUGUCAAACCGUAACGUUCAUAAACUAAAGUACAGUUUCCUAAUGAAACAAAUAGAAAUUCCAUGAAUUUGUUCCAACUGCCGAACAAGAAAUUUCCCUUGUUUGAUUGUUGCAGAGUCUUAGCCAUUUAGCCAAAGUCAUUUUUAUAAAUAGAUAAAUAAAUAAAUAAACGUUAGAAGUGUGUAUCAAACUAGUAGCCCUUCGCCUAUUCAACUAGCAAAAUGUAGCUAUGUCGGUUAACCUGUUGGUGAAAAGUUAUUCCAAUGUUAGGAUUUAAGAUGUCAUUGUUGUUUUUGAAGAAUUAGGCAAAAACUAUAGAAAUCUGAAUGUUUUGUACUGAUGUUCCUAAUUUUCCAGCAACCAAUGAAAAUGCACAUAUGUGCAGUAUGUAAAAGCAAAACACUUCAUUGCUUUUUUUAAAUAUUUGGCCUGAUAUCGAUGAUAUUUGCUGACACUUGCACCUUUUUCCCUGGCUUUAUUUUAGAAGUCUUGCACAGUUUGAAAUGUCCAGUUUCUGUUAUGAUGUGCGUUGUGUCCAUGCAAUGCGUGAAGAGAGCACGUAAGCAUUUCGGAUCCCUCCUCCCUGGUGCUGUGCCGGCCCCUCUGUCACUUUAAGUCCUCCCCCUCGGAGCCAGCCAACAGCAGCUGUUCCAUAUUCAUCAAGCCCUUGAGUCUUAAAGAGCCCAAUCCCGCCUGUGGAAAGAGUCAUUCCUCUCGCUGGCGCUCUCCUGCGCUCUCCAUCUCAGUCCUUAUCCCGCCACUGCCUGCGCUUCUCUCGCUCUCUCUCUCUCUCUCCCUCUCUCUCUCUGACUCUCUUUGCCCUACACACACAUGCGCUCUCCUACAAUCAGAGACGCAGUCUUCUUGCCACACAUCUCGACAUAACAACAUACACAACACACAUGUCCCCUUCCACAUGCGUGCAGCCAGUCAGUCCAUCAGAGUCCAACAUACCUGCGCAGGCUGGGGGAAGCGCUGCUGGAGGGGCUUUUCGUCUCUGAGGGUGCUCGGCUGUCAUUUGGGGGAAGAAGCGGCUCUCAAUUGUUUCCUCUUUCCUCUUCCUCUCAUUCCUGGAAUGCUAAAACUGGACUGAUGGACAUUUCAGAACUUUGUCUCCCAGACCCUCUCAGCUAUCAUAACCAGGCUUUGUUGUCCAAUUCAUUAGAGAGAUUCCUGAGUCCACUGGCCACGCUGGAGCCUUCUCAUUUCUGGCUGCUGAAUAGAAUGGCCGCUGAUGAUCGGCACCUACCCUCCAGCUGCGGGUCCUACAUUAAAACGGAGCCAUCCAGUCCGUCCUCGGUCAUUGACACAGUCAGCCACCAUAGUCCCAGCGGCAACUCUGACGCUAGCGGUGGCUAUGUCAACACCAUGAACAGCCACUCCAACGGCCUGGACUCUCCACCUAUGUUCACUCCCGGCGGGCUCGGAGCCGGCACCUGCCGCAAACGCUAUGACGACUGCUCCAGCACCAUCAUGGAGGAUUCAUCCAUAAAGUGCGAAUACAUGUUGAACUCCCUCCCCAAGAGGCUGUGCCUGGUCUGUGGAGAUAUAGCUUCGGGGUAUCACUAUGGUGUGGCCUCUUGUGAGGCCUGCAAAGCCUUUUUUAAAAGGACAAUACAAGGCAACAUUGAAUACAGCUGUCCUGCCACAAAUGAGUGCGAGAUCACAAAACGGAGACGCAAAUCAUGUCAGGCUUGUCGCUUCAUGAAAUGCCUCAAAGUGGGGAUGCUGAAAGAAGGUAAGAAGAGGGUUCGUCUGGACCGAGUUCGAGGGGGCAGACAGAAGUACAAGCGGAGGUUGGACACUGAAAACAACCCCUACCUUGGUUUGGCGCUCCCCCCUCCUACCAAGAAGCCUCGUGAGUACUGCCCCGUCACUAGCCUAUUGUCUCCCAUCUCCGUCGCCCCUCCUCUGCCAGGCAAGCAAGCAGUCACAAAGAUAGUAUCUCACCUUUUGGUGGCAGAGCCAGAGAAGAUCUACGCCAUGCCUGACCCCACCAUGCCGGAGAGUGACAUAAAAGCUCUUACCACACUCUGCGACCUGGCUGACCGCGAGCUGGUCGUUAUCAUCGGCUGGGCCAAGCACAUCCCAGGAUUUUCCACUUUGUCUCUGGGUGACCAGAUGAGUCUUCUGCAGAGCGCCUGGAUGGAGAUCCUCAUCCUCAGCAUCGUGUUCCGUUCGCUGCCGUACGAGGACGAGCUGGUGUACGCCGAGGACUACAUCAUGGACGAGGAGCACUCGCGGCUGACGGGCCUGCUGGACCUCUACGUGUCCAUCCUGCAGCUGGUUCGCAAAUGCAAGAAGCUCAAAGUGGAGAAGGAGGAGUUUGUCACACUCAAGGCCAUCGCUCUCGCCAACUCAGACUCCAUGCACAUAGAGGACAUGGAGGCGGUCCAGAAGCUGCAGGACGCUCUGCACGAGGCCCUGCAGGACUUCGAGAGCAGCCAGCACCCGGAGGACCCGCGGCGGGCGGGAAAACUGCUCAUGACCCUGCCCUUGCUGCGGCAGACGGCUACCAAGGCUGUGCAGCACUUUUACAGCAUCAAGGUGCAGGGCAAGGUGCCCAUGCACAAACUGUUCCUGGAGAUGCUGGAGGCCAAGGUCUGAUUCUUGGAGCUGCUUUAGUGCUGCACAGUGGGACUUUUUGGAAGCAGGAUUUAGAAGGUGCUCGGGAGGCGGGGGUGGGGGAGACCUCAGCUUGGCGAGGCGGCACUCAGACUGACCUCACUCCUCCUGCAACAUUCGGACACCAUGUUUAAAAAAAAAAAAAAAAAAGAAACAACCAGAAACUUGGUUAUUAAUAUAAAUAUAAGAAUGAUGAAGAUUAAUGUAAAAUAUAUAUACAAAGUUGUACAGUAAUAAUUUCUUUUUGUUAAUUGUUGGUGGUCAUGCUCCCAGGAUCCCUCAGCAUCUUCAGAAUAAGUAGAUGCCAGUAACAAGAAAUUCCUUCAUUGAAUUUAUUCUGAAGACGGCAGAGGUGUGUCAACACAACACUUUCAUCAAUGUGUUUCCGUCCGGGACAUGUAUACGUUGAUUACUGGAAAACUGAGUGUACAGUUUGAAGUCUGUUGAUAUUGGUGGCCAUUUUCUCUCACCCUCCAUGCGCAGGUGAGGGGAGAAAAAAAAAAAAAAAAAGAACAGCUUAAAUAUGAGCUGUUAACUUCUGAAACGUCCUCGGACGUCCAAGUUACAGUACCUCUCGAGAGCAGUGUGAUCUGAUCCGUCUCACAGUGGAAGGCUUGUUUAACCAAACUAGAAUAGGCAGUUACACUAGUCGCUAGUCUUCUUCUGUAGUUCAGCAAUAAAUGACGGUGUGGGAAUGCCAGGCUCAACCUUCAUCUUUCAUGUGCUGCGUUUCAAUGCUGCUCUUGCCACAAGGCCGUGCCUGCUCGCUUGCUUCUAUCGCACACUACAAUAUUUCUCGUCUCCUCACGUUAGCCCAUCGAUUGUGUCCUUUUUAAGCCCGUGGAAAUGGGCCGAGCCAACGUAGGUUAUAGGUGAAAGCUGAUCAUCAGUAUCAAAGGCUUUCUACAAAGUGGCACUAGUCCAGGAGAUUCCAUGUUCAAACAAUCAGAGGCCCAUAUGUCAAAGCGCUCUAUUUUGGAACCCCUUUAAGCCCGCGGCGGAGUCAUCCCACACACUGGGAGCAAGGUGGCUAGCAUCUGCUCGCACCAUCUUAGAUACCUUCUGGCUUUAAAUAGCUGUGUCGGCAUUUAUAGAGCCUGAAUCGGACCUAGGUAAACGGCAGGUGCAAAGGCACUUCACAACGGAUUUAUAUUUAACCCUGCCGGAGGUUGUUGUCUGCGUGGCGGCGGGCACGUGGACCGCGUUUUGACCAUCAUGUUGACACAGUGGUCAGUGGUGGAGCCAAACAUUUUUCAUUGGGCUGGCCAUGGUAAGACCAUGACUCACAUAGAGGUGGCGGAAAAUUGAUACGCACGCAUGUGCACACACAAACGAACACACAUUGACACACACACCAGAAUGUUACACUCUACUUGCACUUUGAACAAUUCAAAAGUUGCCAAGUCAAUCUUGUUUACUUAUUCACCUUUGUUUCUUGUCCCAUGCACUGAGAGCCUACCAGAGGACUAAAUUUUCACCGACGCCAUUUUGCUCGUGAAUCUGGCGUAACCUGCCUGCUGAUUGACAGCUCAUUCAAGUUAUAUCUGAGAAGCACAAUUACUAGAAAAAAAUACAACAAUCUCUUCAUUUGUAACACAAAAUUACUAAAGAAUUAGCAAACACAAAUAUCAAAUGACCUGGCAACCGAAGACCUGUAAAAGGUACAAUUAUGGUGAUUAUGCAAUACAACCAUCAAAGCCUCCACUGGCACCACUGCUAUGGAGUCCACUUGUGGAACAGCAGGUAGCCUACCACUUGUGGGAUGUGGUUUUAGCCACAGUCAGUCCAGGCAAUCCUCUCCUCCUGCAGAAAGUUCUAUUCUGCAGAAAAUUGUGUAAUAUUCUCUGCCACGGAGCCACAUUUGUGAGUUAUCCUCCAGCCCCACUCACAGUGGCCGAUGCUGUAUGACACCAUCGCCCAGCAGCUUGCUAUGCGGGCGGGAUGGCCGAGCUAUGCAAGAAACAAAGUGUCAGCAUGCGCCAGAGGGUAACAGCAAGCCAACAAUGUGUCACUACAAGGUGUGAUCCCUGCUGGGAGACAGAUCUUAGGCUCUCUUUAACUUCAUGUCCAUUACGCCGCCUGUGAGCUCAACUCCUGUCCGUCCAACUCACUUGUGAGACGUGCGCGUUUAUACUACUGACAGAUUUUAUGUGGUGUGAUAAAAGGCAGGGCUGUCACAAAAAAUAUAAGACUUUCAUCAAAGUAGUGGUGGAGAGUCACCGUUGUGCUCACAAUGUGAAAGGCCAGCACCUAGGCAGGGUUCACAGCAACCUGGGGUCAAUGUUAUGAAGUCAAACCAGCCACACCUUUCAAAAAAUAACUCCCAGUUAUAUUGUAGAGGGACACUGGGCUCUAUUUUUGUAGGUGGUGCUUGUAGAAAUGUCGGCAUACUCUGAUUUUUGUUGCGCGAAUUUCAUCCUGGCGCAGGCAGACACAUUCUGAGUUCCAUGGACAUGUCACAUACAUUGUAUUCAUAAAAGACACAGUAGCGGGCAUCAAACCCUCUGAAACAAUUUAUUGAAUGCUUCAUUAUGAUUCUUAAUUAUUUAUUUAUUUUUAAUUCACCCAGCACACAGCUAUAGGGGCACCAAUGAUCAGUGUUCCUGUGCUCACACCCACAACGGCGCAAAUCGCUUUUUUAUAAUUCACCGACUUGCGAAAUUACCACAUUGAUGCAUAUUUACGCCGCUCGCCAUGCCAAAUUUGUGUUGAUUACAAAAAUAGAGCCCUGUAAGUCCACUUGCUGUUGUGCAAUACAAUCGGGACCAUUUCUGAUUGCGACCGUGCUCCAAGCAUGCUUUUACUUAUCGUUGAUAAGUAACAUCCAGAAACCUUUCUAAACACUCACAUGUAACCUGUGUAUCACAUUAAGAACUAUAUUUACUUUGCUCCACUGGCAAGAAACUUGUGCUUGUUGAAAUGAAACUGCAUUAUACGGAAAAUCUUUUUCAAAAAAAUAAUAUACUUUUUUAGUGGAUGACGAUUAGCUAACAAAAAAAGGUUCCUUUCUUUUUUUUUUUUCCUGUCCACCUUGUAACGCGGCACUGUUUAACUUCAAAAUGUCUUACGGUACAAGCUAAGUGUGUAAAUAUAUCAGUCUUCAGUGCAGUAGGUUGCCGAAGUACCAUUGAAAAUAAAGUAUGCAGCGCCCUGCUGACUACUACCUCAUUAUCAUAUUGUCAAUAUUUCUCUGAUUCAACACCCUUUUAUCAUCUUUACAUGUCCGUGACCUAACCUGAGCCAUCCAUGUUUUUUAUCCUUCCUCAGCGCUCCUGCCAAAUACUUUUGGAACUGUAAUUACGGACUGUCCCAUUCAUUGUUGACUGAUCUGUUUGUAAAGGUAACGCAUGCUUCACAUUGAACACAUCACUGGGUGAGACCCCCCCCCCCCCAUCCCCCACUUAGCACCCCACCCAUGAUGGUUCCCAAGCGGGUAUGAGUGAUUUUUUUUGUUCCUCUUUUGAACAGUGUGUCAUGAUUGUUCUCUCACUGAUGGACUGCAGACAGGGGCAAGGCUACUUGACUCCCUGCUCCUGCAUUACUGAGUAUUUAUGGUGUGAAAUAUAUCAUUUGCAAUGGUGUACAUUUGUUCUCUCUGGUCAUUCAAUCGCCAGUAUCUGUGUCCAUAUUGAUUUUCAAUAAGGUAAGGGAUCAAUGGAUUAAAUAUUCCCUAAAAUCU